UUUGAGGUUAGAGGUCGACCUUUGUAAAUGGACAAACAAAACAAAAUGGAUAACUUACUGUAAUAUUGUGCGUUGUGUUAACGAUUUAAAAGUGUUUUAAAAAUAUGUUAAGAUUAUUAUUUAUUGUAAUAUUUAUAUUAGAAAUAAAUGCGUCUUUUCUUUCCAACCAUGAUUAUAUCAGAUCUAACCAAUCGUACAGUCAGAAUCUAUCAUUAAAUCGAACUAAACGAGAUUUAGACGAAUGUAGCUACAAUGAAUAUGAAUGCAAGGACGGGUCGUGUGUGCGAGCUAAUAGCGAUUGCGACGGAAUAUACGACUGUGCUGAUGGCAGCGAUGAAGCUUUCUCGCUUUGUAGGAAUAGAAAAUGUCGUGCGAAUCAAUUUCGCUGUAAUUACGGCGCUUGUGUCGAUAAAUUCAAUGAUGUCUGUAAUAAAAGAGUAGACUGUGCCGAUGGAUCUGAUGAAUUAAGUGAGAAAUGUACUGGAAUUAAACUGACAGACGGUGAUAAUUUCAUAUGUCGUAACGGACAGUUAAUACCAAAGAAGGGACGUUGUGAUGGUGUCACUGACUGUGCUGAUGGCACAGACGAGAAUAUAGCUGCUUGUGUUAAUAUCACUUGUGACAUAGGACAGUUUGUGUGUGAAUACGGCGGAUGUGUUGAUGGCAAGUCUCUUUGUAAUGGGACAGCGGAAUGUCGCGACGGAUCCGAUGAGCGUUUAGAUAUAUGUGGUCGUUUGACAUUGAUCAAGGUGUCAGACAUCUCCACGACAGAGGCACCAGUCACUACACCUAAAUGCGUUCUACCACCGGAGCCUCAGAAUGGCGUUUACAGAAUUAUAAGUGAGACUAACUCUAGCGAUGCAGAUUAUGUAUACUUGCAGUAUGAUUGUUAUCCUGGCUUCAGACUUAUUGGGGAACCUAAGAUAUUAUGCUGGAGAGGUGUUUGGCCUAAGAUACCUUAUUGCAUACAAACUUGUCCCCUACGUAAAGACCCUAGUAUAGAAUACCAGUGCACAGAAGAAGACUUGGAGACACCUCGCCAGUGUGAGGAGGAGGAGGUGGAAGGUGCGAUAGUGAGGCCCGCGUGCCGACAGCCGCAUUACUACUCGCCAGUUGAACUGCCCUACAUGCACUGCAGUCAGGGUGCUUGGAGUUCUGGACCUGUUUGUGUUGCAGAAUGUGGUACAACGCCACCGAUAGUCUCCCAGUUGGUACUGGGGGGGGAGACAGCCAGAAAUGGCGAGAUACCUUGGCACGCGGGGAUAUACUUUAAAGAUCCAUCUGUUAAUAGCUACCAGCAGAUCUGCGGAGGUUCCCUUGUUAGUACCACCGUGGUGCUGUCAGCUGCACAUUGCUUCUGGAAUGAGGUUACCAAACGGUUAGAGAACAAACAUAACUACGCGGUGGCUGUCGGCAAACUGUACCGAGACUGGGAUCAUGUUAAAGAUGAAAGAUUCGUUCAAAAGUCUAAUAUAAGUAAGAUAGCAGUUCCGAAGCUAUACCGUGGCAUUGAAUUAGACUAUCAUCAUGAUAUUGCUGUAGUGAUAGUGACUAAACCGUUUGAGUACAAAUUGCACAUCAGCCCUGUAUGCUUGGACUUCAGACCUGACUUCAAUAAUGAACAACUGCAGAGCGGACAGCUUGGAAAGGCGGCCGGUUGGGGUUUGACAACGAAAUAUCGAGGCUCCGAGUCCCAGGAGUUGAAAGUGAUCGAAUUACCUUACGAGGAUCUGGACAGGUGUAUCAAUCUGACUUCACGACAGCUCAAACAUUACGUGGUGUAUGACAAGAUAUGCGCUGGAUCAUUGGAUGGGGAGGCUCUCUGUAGAGGCGACAGCGGAGGCGGGUUGGCCUUCCUCUCGGAGGUGUCAGGUGUGUCGCGCUAUUACCUCCGCGGUAUCGCCUCCACCAGCCCUUUAUUAAGUAACGAUAUUUCUUGUAAUGUUGACUCUUUGACUAGUUUUACAGCUAUUAUAAAAUAUGAAGAUUUCAUAAAACGAUAUUUGUGA
Messenger RNA from Papilio machaon (common yellow swallowtail), 2009 nucleotides. RefSeq names its product modular serine protease-like. The record is from RefSeq and is a predicted model, not a curated record. Gene Ontology annotation, biological process: proteolysis. Gene Ontology annotation, cellular component: plasma membrane. Bases 105 to 2009 code for a protein of 634 amino acids. Lineage: Eukaryota; Metazoa; Arthropoda; Insecta; Lepidoptera; Papilionidae. The transcript is spliced from 14 exons. Gene Ontology annotation, molecular function: serine-type endopeptidase activity; protein binding.